Molecule: messenger RNA, 983 nt
Organism: Xenopus laevis (African clawed frog)
Lineage: Eukaryota; Metazoa; Chordata; Amphibia; Anura; Pipidae
Gene: ropn1l.L
Product: rhophilin associated tail protein 1-like L homeolog
Exons: 6
Coding region: 140-799 (219 amino acids)
Cellular component (GO): cilium; motile cilium
Source: RefSeq, marked provisional
CCGAAGUGAGGCGGUGGGUUUCUGGCUCCACUUGCUUGCAAGCGUGUUUAUUGUAUGUAAACUCGUCAGUGUUUGAUCGCACAAAACCCGUUUCAGAGAUUCAUUUGGUGAGCUGUUUGGAGAAGAACUUUAUGUAGUCAUGCCUCCUCCAGAAACAAUGUUCUGCGCCCAGCAAAUAAAUAUCCCACCAGAGCUCCCAGACAUUUUAAAGCAAUUCACAAAAGCUGCUAUAAGGACCCAACCUCAUGAUUUGCUUCAGUGGUCAGCCGCAUAUUUUGACAGUUUAUCAAAAGGAGAGCCUUUACCUGUAAAAGACAGGGUUGAAUUGCAAGUGGCCACUCAAAAGACAGACAGUGGAUUAACUCCUGGACUUCUAAAGGUUCUCAAUAAACAGUUAUCAUCAAAGAUGAGUGUUAAAAUUGCUGACCUAAAACAAAAGUGGACAGAUCUCUGUUUACCUGAAGAACAGCUACAAAACAUCCUGGGACUGGAUAACUUUCAGGAUGACAUCGAUUGGCUAAAAUUCCUGUCACUUGGCUGCAGUGCUCUAGGAGGGAGUAUAUCUUCUGCUCUGAAGUACGCUUGUGAAAUCCUUACUGAGGAUCCAGAAGGUGGUGCUGCACACAUUCCAUUUGAUACAUUUACUUACAUUUACAAGUAUCUAGCUCACAUUGAUGGAGAUAUUUCAGAGAUGCAAAUAGAGGAUGUGCUCAAUGUGCUUCAGUCAGAAGCGGAAAGACAAAAUGGUUUGAUCCAGCCAAGGAAUUUUCUUUCCUCGCAAUGUCCUCUACUUUCUUAAAAAUCAGUGAUCUUGACAAAGAUUAUAAAGUGCUUCCAUUCUAAAAAUAAGUAAAAUUAUAAACACUACAUGAAUAAAGAUAUAAUAUUUUAAUGCAAAGAUUCCCUUUUCUCUGUGCUCAAACUUUAAUAAAUGAUGUACUCUAAAUAAUAUCCAAUUAUUAUGUUCUAAAGCUUAACCCUUA